AUGGCCGACGCCAAGGGCUCGUCCGCCGGCGGCGCCGGCGCAGGCCACGGCGACCUCGGCAGGGCCAUCCCGCAGGGGCAGUACCAGACAUUCCUGGCGUCCGUGCAGUACAGGACCGCGCCGAGCGCCGCGAACGUGCACCACCAGUACCCCGCCGGCAUGAUCCCUGCGCCGGCGGCAAUGCCGGUGCAGGUGCCCGUGCCUCGCACACCGUACUCCCCCCAGAUCUUCGUGCCGCAGCCGCAGUCCCAGCCGGCCCCCGGAAGCUACCAGAGUUAUUCUCCCUACGGCAACACUACAUCGUCGCAAUAUCAAGGAGGUUUUGCGGACUGGAGAAUGUACAACGAUGCAAUCAUGUCUAUCGCUCGUGCCGCCACUCCCUUCGGCGGCGGCGGCGGCAGCAGCAGCAGCAGCUAUGGCUCUCAUCAAAAUGUGUCCCCGUCCACCAAUAUAUGGACUAACAAUUACGUGCCGAGUAACCCUUACUUCACUAACUAUGGCGGCCCUGCAACAAAGGAUGUGCUUCAAGCUCCUUCCUUUCACAACAACAACCACCAUGAGAAAGAUUCAGCCAUUUCAUAUAUAGUUUGGAAAAGAAAUGGAGAAACGACCACUCAUGUAUUGCUUCAUUCGUUCUGGGCAUCUUGUGAUGCAGGUUUUGCCACAAACUUUAGAGCGACUGCACCAGUGGUACCUGCUUCACCUUUUCAACUGAUGUCACCAGGAUCGGCCAAUUGUUCUUCUGCUCAAAUCUUCCAGGAAGUCAAUAAUUUAGAGGAUACUUCAACAGCCUUUGGAGGCAACGAAAUUGAAAGCGACAAUAGCGAGGAACUGGAUCCUACUCUGGCUCCAGAGAUACAAAACAUGAACCAGAGCAAUGGAGUUAUUGAUGCCAUGAGUAACACAAUGGUCAACUGCAGAGACUACCGUACUGUCUUGCGCAAGGACUUGACAAACAGUGAUUGUGGAAACAUUGGACGAAUUGUGCUGCCAAAGAAGGAUGCAGAGGCUAAUCUGCCUCCCUUGGUUGAAAUUGAUAGCAUGAUACUGGAAAUGGAUGACUUGAUGCUUCCAGCUGUAUGGAAGUUUAAGUACAGGUUCUGGCCUAAUAAUAAAAGCAGAAUGUAUAUCUUGGAAACUACUGGUGAAUUCAUUAAGAGGCACAGCCUUCAAGCAGGGGACAUCCUCAUCAUCUACAGAAACAAGAGAACCAGCAGAUAUGUUGCCCGUGCGGUUAAGGCCAUCCAGCUGAGCUCCACCACGGAGGUGAUGGAAUGCGAGUGCAUGAAGCAAGGAAACAGCAGCGAAGACUGCGGGUUCGCCGUGAGCGCUCCGACCAAGAAGACCUGAUCAAAAGAGUUAAUUCAUGUCUCAAGAAAGCGUCGAGAGCUUCGCUUGAACUCGUAGCUAAUGAUCUGUUGUGAGGUUGUAUCAUUGAAUCUGAUUUCAGGCUGAACUUUCCUAGGCCUGUAGAACUGAUAGAGUUCUGCCCGAAAGAAGAACAUCUAUUUCCUGUGUUG
Phragmites australis (common reed) is the source of this 1520-nucleotide messenger RNA. RefSeq names its product putative B3 domain-containing protein Os04g0676650. NCBI's taxonomy places the organism in Eukaryota, Viridiplantae, Streptophyta, Magnoliopsida, Poales, Poaceae. The record is from RefSeq and is a predicted model, not a curated record. Bases 1 to 1350 code for a protein of 449 amino acids. The transcript is spliced from 9 exons. Gene Ontology annotation, molecular function: DNA binding; DNA-binding transcription factor activity.